CCGGUAUUGUUCCGGCUAACGGGGGCGAGGUUUCCGCCCGGACCCAGCGGGCGGCCGGACACGGACACGGACACUCGGCGCCAAAUUGGAGCGCGUCCCCCGGGAGGACGGGAUGAAGCCGCGGCGGCCAGUGAAACGGUCCCUGCAGUUGGACAAGAAAAGGGAAGGUGAGACCACUCCCAACAAGAAGCUCCGCCGACUGUCCCCUGCUAAAUACUCUCCGAUUACUGGGACACACAUUCUCAGUUCCUUUACAUCCAGGGAUGUCGGUCCGGAUGAUACAAGCACAGAUGCUGCUGACUUGGCGGUGCAGGCGCACAGAGCGACCACAAGAGAGCAGCAACAUUCCGAGGAGAGAGAUGAGUUCAGUGCACUAAGGUCCAAAGUCGAAGCAUCUGUAUCGAUAUUGAAGGCUACCAGAGAGAAGCUGCUGUGUCUGUGGGUCAGUGGGGAGAAUGGCUACGGACAUCCGUCCUUUGGGAGUGAUGUUAGAUCCAGGUCCUGUCCGCCAGCUUUUCAGGCUUCAGAGGGCAGCAGGGAGUUGGAGUAUGUCCUUGGAGCUUGGAACAAGACUGGAGACCUGAGUGCUGAGCUCCAGCGGAACCGAAAGCUCGUGGCUCAACUCGAGAGCAGAGGCUCGAGCACCGGGGCACAGGAGACGUGAGCAGCAAAUCCUAUGUGUGUUUGGGAUGGAGCCCUGGGCGCUGUCCUGCAGAAUGAAUUUUCUGAGCUUCUCAUUUGUUUUAUAUUUGCAUCUUUUACGCCCACCCACUCCCCACAAUGAAAUAUGAAAUGGAAUAAAUAAAGACCUUAAUCAUGACAUGUGAUGUAA
Messenger RNA from Callorhinchus milii (elephant shark), 832 nucleotides. RefSeq names its product centromere protein R. NCBI's taxonomy places the organism in Eukaryota, Metazoa, Chordata, Chondrichthyes, Chimaeriformes, Callorhinchidae. The transcript has 7 exons. The coding region runs from base 113 to 664 and encodes 183 amino acids. Gene Ontology annotation, cellular component: nucleoplasm. Gene Ontology annotation, biological process: regulation of DNA-templated transcription; CENP-A containing chromatin assembly. The record is from RefSeq and is a predicted model, not a curated record.